Molecule: messenger RNA, 16771 nt
Organism: Loxodonta africana (African savanna elephant)
Lineage: Eukaryota; Metazoa; Chordata; Mammalia; Proboscidea; Elephantidae
Gene: VPS13A
Product: vacuolar protein sorting 13 homolog A
Exons: 69
Coding region: 106-9312 (3068 amino acids)
Biological process (GO): protein targeting to vacuole; autophagy; protein retention in Golgi apparatus
Cellular component (GO): extrinsic component of membrane
Source: RefSeq, a predicted model, not a curated record
CGCGCCGGGGCCGGUGAACCGAGCGUUCUCGAGGGAAGGGUACGGGGGGAGGUGCAGGAAGAAGGAGCGAGGGGGCGGCUGCCUCGCCCGCUGCGGCUCAGGAAAAUGGUGUUCGAGUCUGUGGUCGUGGACGUUUUGAACCGGUUCUUGGGGGACUAUGUGGUGAACCUGGACACGUCCCAGCUCUCUCUGGGCAUCUGGGGAGGAGCUGUGUCCCUCAAGAAUCUCAAAAUUAAAGAAAAUGCCCUGCAUGAGCUGGAUGUACCCUUUAAAGUUAAAGCUGGUCAUAUAGGUAAUCUUAGUCUUGUAAUUCCAUGGAAAAACCUUUAUACGCAACCAGUUGAAGCUGUAUUGGAAGAAAUAUAUUUACUCAUAGUGCCUUCUUCUAUAAUAAAAUAUGAUCCUUUAAAAGAAGAAAAACAAAUCUUGGAAGCAAAACAACAGGAACUAAAAAGAAUAGAAGAAGCAAAACAAAAAGUAGCUGAUCAAGAACAACCUAAGGAGGAGAAACAGGACACUUUUAUAGAAAAAUUAGUUACUCAGAUCAUAAAAAAUCUUCAAGUGAAAAUUUCCAGCAUCCAUAUUCGCUAUGAAGAUGAUAUCACAAAUCGAGACAAUCCACUGUCAUUUGGUAUUUCUCUUCAAAAUCUCAGCUUGCAGACAACUGAUCAAGACUGGGUUCCGUGUUUACAUAAUGAAAGUGAGAAACUAUUUCGUAAGUUAGUCCGAUUGGAUAAUCUUUUUGCCUAUUGGAAUGUGAAGUCUGAGAUGUUUUAUCAUUAUGAUUAUGAUGAAUCAUUGAACAGUUUGAAGAAUGGCAUUGUCAAUGAAAAUAUUGUUCCAGAAGGUUAUGAUUUUGUAUUCCGUCCCAUAUCUGCUAAUGCCAAACUUCAGAUGAAUCGCCGAUCAGAUUUUGACUUUUCUGACCCCAAAAUAAAUCUGGAUGUUGAGUUACAUGACAUAGCCAUUGAACUUAAUAAACCACAGUAUUUCAGUCUUAUGGAGCUUCUUGAAUCAGUUGAUAUGAUGAAGCAAAAUCUGCCAUACAGGAAAUUCAAACCUGAUGUACCUCUUCACUACCAUGCCAGGGAAUGGUGGGCUUAUGCUAUAAAUGGUGUUCUUGAAGUAAAUAUUCGUCCCAGCUUACGGAUGUGGUCAUGGAAGCAUAUUAGAGAUCAUAGGCAAAAAGUGAAGCAAUAUAAAGAACUGUAUAAAAAAAAGUUAACAACUAAGAAGUUAGCUGGUGACAUUCUCCUGCCUUUGGAGGAGCUGGAAAAGAUCCUGGAUGUAUUUAAUUUAACUUUAACAAGACAACAGGCAGAAGUUGAGGUAAAGAAAGCUGGAUACAAGAUUUACAAAGAAGGGGCAAAAGAUUCAGAGGAAAAUAAAGGAUGGUUAGACUGGCUGUGGAGUUGGUCGGAAGCAAGCUGUAAAGAACAGCCAGAUGUUAAACCUGGAACUCUUGAAGAAAUGUUGACACCUGAUGAAAAAGCUAAACUCUAUGAAGCAAUUGGUUAUAGUGAAACAGCAGUUGAUCCAACCUUGCCAAAAACAUUUGAAGCCAUGAAGUUUUUCCUUCACUUGAAAAGUAUGUCUAUUGUUCUAAGAGAAAAUCACCAGAAACCUGAGCUGUUAGAAAUUUUAAUAGAAGAAUUUAGUACUUUGGUUGUGCAAAGGCCAGGAGCACAAGCAAUAAAAUUUGAAACCAAAAUAGACUCAUUUCAUAUUACUGGCUUACCAGAUAAUUUCACAAAACCUCGUCUCCUGUCUUCACUGGAUGAUGCUACCUCACUGUUUCAAAUUACAUUUGAGAUAAACCCAAUAGAUGAAACUGUUGCUCAAAGGUGUAUCAUAGAAGCUGAACCUUUAGAAAUGAUAUAUGAUGCAAGAACAGUGAAUAGUAUAGUGGAAUUCUUCAGACCUCCACAAGAUGUACACCUAACACAGCUGACUUCAGCAACUUUGAUGAAACUUGAAGAAUUUCGUGAUAAGACAGCAACAGGUCUACUGUAUAUUAUUGAAACACAGAAAGUUCUUGAUCUCAGAAUUAAUUUGAAGGCAUCAUAUAUUAUUGUUCCACAAGAUGGAAUUUUUAGUCCUGCAUCAAAUCUACUUCUUUUGGAUCUUGGUCAUCUAAAGGUGACAAGUAAAAAUCGUUCGGAAUUACCAGAUGUAAAACCAGGCGAGGCCAGUCUUGAAGAGAUAAUGCGUAGAGCUUAUGAUACAUUUGAUAUUCAGCUUACAAGCAUACAGCUGCUUUACAGCAGAGCUGGUGAUAACUGGAAAGAAGCACGAAAACUCAAUGUAUCUACACAGCAUAUUUUGAUACCUAUGCAGUUCAACGUGGAACUUUCUAAGGCCAUGGUUGUCACAGAUUUAAGGAUGCCUAAAUUCAAGAUUUUUGGAAAGUUACCUCUCAUUUCUUUACGAGUCUCGGAUAAAAAACUGCAAGGGAUUAUGGAAUUAGUUGAAAGCAUUCCAAAACCUGAACCUGCACCUGAUGUAUCUGACCCUGCUAAAUCAGUUGAGAUUCAAGGGCCCACUACUUUUGGAACAUCACAGAUUUCACAGAAAAUGUUUCCUGUCUUGGAACUUCCGCCCAUUAUAGAAGAUGACUCAGAGGAGGAAUUUUUUGAUGCACCAUGUAGUCCGUUGGAAGAACCUCUUCAGCUCCCGACUACAGCUAAAUGUUCUAGACACAGACAGUUUCAAAAGCAGGACUAUUCAAAAAAUAUGACUGAGUGUAAAAUUAGAUUUGAAGUACCAGAGGUUUUGAUUCAGUUUUAUCACCUUGUUGGAGAUUGUGAACUGCCUGUGGUAGAAUUUGAUGUUUUAGGAUUGGGGACACAAAUUGAGUUUAGAACAUAUGAUUUGAAAGCAAAUGCCUUUUUGAAAGAGUUCUGCUUAAAAUGCCCAGAAUACUUGGAUGAAGACAAGAAACCAGUUUAUGUGAUUACAACAUUGGAUAACACCAUGGAAGACCUGUUAACACUGGAAUAUGUGAAGGCAGAAAAGAAUGUAUCAGACUUGAAGAGUACCUAUAACAAUGUUGUGCAACUACUCAAGGUGAACUUUUCUUCUUUGGAUAUUCAUUUACACACUGAAGCACUUCUGAAUACCAUGAAUUAUUUUAAUAAUAUCCUUCCACAAUCAGAGGAAAAAUCAGCCCCAGUGCAUAUUGUGGAGAAUGAAGACAAAGGAGAUGUCAUUAAAAAAUUAUCUUCUAAACUAUCCAAGGAUGAAGAUAUUAUUACCUUGCAGAUACUUGCAGAAUUAUCGUGUUUACGGAUUUUUAUUCAAGACCAGAAACGUAAAAUUUCUGAAAUUAAAAUUGAAGGACUUGAUUCUGAAAUAAUUAUGAGACCUAAAGUAACUGAAAUAAAUGCAAAGCUAAGAAACAUAAUUGUUUUGGAUUCUGAUGUAAUGGCUGUCUACAAAAAGGCCGUUUAUAUCACCGGAAAAGAAGUCUUUAGCUUCAAAAUGAUUUCUUACAUGGAUGCAACUGCGGGUUCUGCGUACACAGAUAUGAACGUGGCCGACAUUCAGGUUAAUUUAACUGUUGGCUGCAUUGAAGUUGUUUUUGUCACAAAAUUUCUAUAUUCUAUACUGGCUUUUAUAGACAAUUUUCAAGCAGCCAAACAAGCCUUGACUGAGGCAACUGUUCAGGCAGCAGGAAUGGCUGCUACUGGUGUAAAAGAGCUGGCACAAAGGAGUUCCAGAAUGGCACUGGAUGUUAACAUCAAAGCCCCAGUUGUAGUCAUCCCACAGUCUCCAGUUUCUGAAAAUGUUUUUGUUGCUGAUUUUGGACUAAUUACAAUGACAAAUACGUUCCAUAUGAUAGCAGAGAGUCAGAGCAAUCCCCCACCUGUUAUUGAUUUGAUAACGGUAAAGCUGAGUGAAAUGCGACUAUACAGGUCUCAGUAUAUUAAUGACGCAUACCAGGAAGUACUGGAUAUACUACUGCCAUUAAAUCUUGAGGUGGUUAUUGAGCGAAAUUUAUCCUGGGAGUGGUACCAGGAGGUUCCUGGUUUUAAUAUAAAUGCUCAGCUAAAGCCCAUGGAGUUCAUUCUCAGUCAAGAAGAUAUAACAACUGUUUUUAAAACAUUGUAUGGCAAUAUAUGGUAUGAAGAAGGUGGCAGUGCCUCCCCUGCUGUAAUGAAGGACCAGUCUAGUGUUACUAGUGGAGUUACUAAUGCCUCACACCAUUCAGGAGGAACAACUGUGGUGACAGCUGCUGUGGUAGAAGUACAUUCACGUGCCUCUCAAGUUAAGACAACGUUAAAUAUAAGUUUCAAGACAGACUAUCUCACCAUGGUACUGUAUAGUCCGAGUCCUGAUCAGACUUCCUUUAGAGAUGUUCGUGAUCCUUCUCUGCAACUUGCUGAAUUUAGAUUGGAGAAUAUUAUAAGUACUUUAAAAAUGUAUACAGAUGACUCAACAUUUUCUUCCUUCUCAUUAAAAAACUGUAUCUUAGAUGAUAAAAGGCCUCAUGUCAAGAAGGCAACUCCGAGAAUGAUAGGACUGACAGUUGGGUUUGACAAAAAGGACAUGAUGGAUGUACGAUACAAGCGAGUCAGAGAUGGUUGGGUUUCUGAUUUAGUCUUUCAAGAAAUGUAUAUUUGUGCAAGUGUGGAAUUUCUGAUGACAGUUGCAAAUGUCUUUCUUGAGGCCUAUAGCACAGGCACUGCUGUAGAAACCAGCGUUCAAGCGUGGUCUUCUAAGGAAGAAGUGCCUGUAGCGGAACCAGAAAAGUGGGAAAUAAAUGUUAUGAUUAAAAAUCCUGAGUUUGUGUUUGUGGCUGACAUGACAAGAAAUGACGCCCCUGCCUUAGUCAUUACCACACAGUGUGAAAUUUGUUGGAAAGGCGAUCUUGAAAAUGAAACAAUGACUGCUGCCAUUAAAGAUUUCCAAGUGAGAGCAUGCCCGUUUCUUCCAGUCAAGAGAAAAGGCAACGUAACUACUGUUUUGCAGCCCUGUGACUUGUUUUAUCAGGCUACGCGGAUAGGUACGGACCCACAAGUGAUUGAUAUGUCAGUAAAAUCCCUGACACUAAAGGUUUCACCAGUUAUCAUAAAUACCGUGAUUACCAUAACUUCAGCACUUUAUGCAACUAAGGAAACCACCCUGAAAGAGGCUACUUCUUCUGCAGCACAGUUAUGGGAAAAGAAGGAUACAAAGAAUUUAAAAAUGUGGUUCCUUGAGGAGCCAAAUGAAGCUGAAAACACAGCCCCUACAACUGAGUUGGUACCCAAAGGAGAGAUGAUAAAAAUAAACAUUGAUUCCAUUUUUAUAGUUCUGGAGGCUGGAAUUGGUCAUAGAACAGUGCCUAUGCUUUUGGCAAAGUCACGUUUUUCAGGGGAAGGCAAAAACUGGAGUUCCCUAAUAAAUCUCCAUUGUCAACUUGAGCUAGAAGUACACUAUUACAAUGAAAUGUUUGGUGUAUGGGAGCCUUUGCUGGAACCCUUAGAAAUUGAUCAGACUGAGGAUUUUAGACCAUGGAAUCUUGGAUUCAAGAUGAAAAAGAAAGCAAGGAAAGCCAUUGUUGAAUCAGAUACUGAAGAAGAAAACUACAGAGUGCCAGAAUAUAAAACUAUCUUUAAUUUCUAUUCAAAAGAUCAACUAAACAUUACAUUAUCCAAGUGUGGCCUUGUAAUGUUAAAUAAUUUAGGCAAGGCAUUUACAGAAGCUGCCACCGGAUCUUCAGAUGUCUUUUUAAAGGAUCUAGCACCAUUUAUGAUUAUAAAUUCUCUUGGGCUCACUAUCUCUGUUUCACCAAGUGAUUCCUUCAGUGUACUCAACGUUCCUAUGGCAAAAUCAUAUACAUUGAAAAAUAAGGAGAGUUUAAGUAUGGAUUAUACUGGAACUAAGGACAACGAUCAUUUCAGCGCAAUGACCAGCCUAAGCAGCAAGCUUUUCUUCAUUCUUCUUACACCUGUUAACCACUCUACUGCUGAUAAGAUUCCUUUAACAAAAGUGGGACGACGUCUGUACACUGUUAGACACAGAGAGUCUGGAGUUGAAAGAUCUAUCGUUUGUCAAAUAGACGCGGUGGAAGGAAGUAAGAAGGUAACAGUUCGCUCCCCAGUGCAGAUUAGAAAUCAUUUUUCAGUCCCACUCUUUAUUUACGAAGGAGACACUUUACUGGGAACUGCUUCACCUGAAAAUGAAUUCAACAUACCUUUAUCAUCUUACCGAUCACUCCUUUUUCUGAAGCCAGAAGAUGAGGGCUAUGGAGUAUGUGAAGGAAUUGAGUUUGAAGAAAUUAUAAAAAAUGAUGGAGCUCUUAUAAAGAAGAAAUGUAGACCUACAAACCCUUCCAAGAAACCAUUUAUUGUUAAUAUUGUUCCAGAAAAAGAUAAUUUGACAUUUCUUUCAGUGUAUUCAGAAGAUGGUUGGGACUUACCAUACAUAAUCCAUUUAUGGCCACCUAUCCUGCUCCGAAAUCUUCUUCCUUACAAAAUUGCUUAUUAUAUAGAGGGGACUGAACAUAGGAUUUUUACUUUAAAUGAAGGAUGUUCAGCCCAGAUUUAUACUGCAGAGUUGGAUAAAGCCAAGCUACACUUAAAAUUACUUGACUAUCUUAAUCAUGAUUGGAAAAGUGAAUAUCAUAUAAAACCUAAUCAACAAGACAUUGGUUUCAUCAACUUUACAUGUGUUACAGAAAUAGAAAAGACUGAUUUAGAUAUUGCUAUCCAUGUGACUUAUAAUACUGGCCAGGUGGUUGUGGCAUUUCAUAGUCCUUAUUGGAUGGUCAAUAAAACUGGCCGCAUGUUACAAUACAAGGCAGAUGGAAUUCAUCGAAAGCAUCCACCUAAUUAUACAAAGCCAGUUCUCUUUUCUUUUCAGCCAAAGCACUUUUUUAAUGACAAUAAGGUUCAGCUUAUGGUAACUGAUAGUGAAUUGUCAGAUCAGUUUUCAAUUGAUACUGUUGGUAGUCAUGGAGCUGUUAAAUGUAAAGCCCUGAAUAUGGAGUAUCAGGUUGGUGUCACUAUAGACCUCAGCAGCUUUAAUAUUACCAGGAUUGUGACGUUUACCCCUUUUUAUAUGAUUAAAAACAAAAGCAAAUAUUGUGUAUCAGUGGCUGAAGAAGGAAGUGAUAAAUGGCUCUCUCUUGAUUUGGAGCAGUGUAUCCCCUUUUGGCCUGAGGAUGCUUCUAAUAAACUUCUUAUUCAAGUUGAAGGAAGUCAAGGCCCUCCCAAAAAGAUAUAUUUUAACAGGCAAGAAAAUUGUAUUUUAUUGCGUCUGGAUAAUGAGCUUGGAGGCAUUAUAGCAGAAGUUCAUCUGGCUGAGCAUUCUACAAUUAUCACAUUUUCAGAUUAUCAUGAUGGAGCAGCUACGUUCCUGUUAAUAAAUCACACCAAGGAUGACCUGGUUCAGUACAAGCAAAGUUCUCUCAGUCAAAUAGAGGACUCCCUUCCUCCUGGAAAAGCAGUAUUUUAUACAUGGGCUGAUCCAGUUGGCUCUAGAAAGCUGAAGUGGAAGUGUGGAAAAAGCCACGGUGAAGUAACACAAAAGGAUGAUAUGAUGACACCUAUAACUGUGGGGAAAAAGACCAUUUAUUUAGUUUCAUUCUUUGAAGGCUUACAACGCAUUAUUUUAUUCACUGAAGACCCGAGGGUAUUUAAAGUAACAUACGAAAGUGAGAAAGCAGAGAUAGCAGAGCAAGAAAUUGUGUUGUCAUUACAAGAUGUUGGAAUUUCUCUCGUCAACAAUUACACAAAACAAGAAGUAGCCUAUAUCGGCAUUACGAGUUCUGAUGUGGUUUGGGAGACAAAGCCCAAGAAAAAGGCAAGAUGGAAGCCUAUGAGUGUAAAGCAAACUGAGAAGUUAGAGAAAGAAUUUAAAGAAUAUACUGAAUCUUCACCUUCAGAAGAUAAGAUUAUUGAAUUGGAUACUAACAUUCCGGUUCGCUUAACACCUAGUGGUAGUAACAUGAAAAUUCUGCAACCACAUGUAAUAGCUGUACGGAGAAAUUAUCUGCCAGCAUUAAAGGUGGAAUAUAGCACAUCCGCACAUCAGUCAUCCUUUAGAAUUCAAAUUUACAGAAUACAGAUCCAGAACCAGAUACAUGGUGCUAUAUUUCCAUUUGUGUUUUAUCCUAUAAGACCUCCUAAGUCGGUCACCAUGGAUUCAGCACCAAAGCCCUUUACAGAUGUCAGUAUUGUCAUGAGAUCUGCAGGGCAUUCGCAAAUAUCACGUAUUAAGUAUUUCAAAGUGUUGAUCCAAGAAAUGGAUCUCAGGUUAGAUCUUGGGUUUGUGUAUGCUUUAGCAGAACUUAUGACAGAAGCUGAGGUGACUGAAAAAACAGAGGUUGAACUUUUUCAUAAAGAUAUAGAAGCUUUCCAAGAAGAAUAUAAAACAACUUCAUUAGUAGACACAUCACAAGUCAGUCUCUAUGAAUACUUUCAUAUAUCUCCCAUCAAGUUACAUUUAAGUGUUUCUCUGAGUUCCGGUAGAGAAGAAGCUAAAGAUUCAAAACAAGACGGAGGACUGAUUCCAGUUCAUUCUUUAAAUCUUUUGCUGAAGAGUAUUGGUGCCACUCUUACAGAUAUCCAGGACGUAGUUUUUAAGCUUGCAUUUUUUGAACUCAACUAUCAGUUCCAUACAACACCUGAACUACAGUCUGAAGUAGUAAGACAUUAUUCAAAACAGGCCAUUAAGCAAAUGUAUGUACUCAUUCUUGGACUUGAAGUUUUGGGAAAUCCCUUUGGCUUAAUUAGAGAAUUUUCCGAAGGUGUAGAAGCAUUUUUUUAUGAACCUUAUCAGGGAGCCAUCCAGGGCCCUGAAGAGUUUGUGGAGGGAAUGGCACUAGGACUUAAGGCACUAGUUGGUGGAGCUGUUGGUGGGUUAGCUGGUGCUGCCUCCAGAAUCACCAGUGCCAUGGCUAAAGGAGUAGCAGCUAUGACUAUGGAUGAAGACUACCAGCAGAAGAGGAGAGAAGCCAUGAAUAAGCAACCAGCUGGUCUUAGAGAAGGCAUCACUCGUGGAGGAAAAGGCUUGGUUUCUGGUUUUGUAAGUGGCAUAACAGGAAUUGUGACAAAGCCAAUCAAAGGAGCUCAAAAAGAAGGAGCAGCUGGUUUCUUUAAAGGUGUUGGGAAAGGUUUAGUUGGAGCGGUGGCAAGGCCAACUGGAGGCAUCAUAGACAUGGCUAGCAGUACAUUUCAGGGAAUAAAAAGAGCUACAGAGACUUCCGAUGAAGUGGAGAGUCUGCGACCCCCUCGGUUCUUUAAUGAAGAUGGAGUCAUCAGACCUUACAGGUUGCGAGAUGGUACUGGAAAUCAGAUGUUACAGGCAUCAAAAAGUUUGAUAUGAAAACAGUUAAUGCAUGACUUUGCAAGUGAAAGCCAACAGUAGAUUUUAGUCUUAAAAUUUACAAACUACGUACAGCUGUUUAAGUAUUUUCAAUACAAAGAAAAGCUUUUAUAUUGGUAAUUUUUUGUAUAGGUUUUUUUAGUGAAUCUGAUGUUUUUAUAGGGUAUUCUUAGUUCUGUGCUGGACUUGCUAGGUUUAUUAAAAGCCAUUGUGUCUUAUGUACCCUCAUUGUUGAUGGUACUUAUUUUAUCAAUUAGGCCAUUUCUGUUUGGAGUACUUCCUUCUAUUCAUCAGUCCACAGGUAGCUUCUGUAGCAGAUACAAUCCACAUGUUAAAUUAGGCAUGCACGAGGAACCAAAAAAAGUCAGGACCACUACUGUUGCAAAUUAUUCUUGGGUUCUUAUACUUUGAAGAGAUUUCUUUUAAAGGUGCUACAGUGGCCACAACCCUCUUCCUACUUUGUUCUUGUGUUGCCUGUAUAGACUUAAAAAUAUUCAUGGUAAUAUAUAACUUUGGAGAUAUGGUCCUUCCUUUAUAGCCUUGAUAUUUCGAAGUUAUUUUAUGUUUAAAGUGAUCAGGGUAAAGAUUAAAACAUUAAUAUUUCACCUGCCACGUGUACAGUAUAUUUUACAUAAAACUAUAUUUUCUAAAUCUUUCUCCAAGUUUUCCAUCUAUUAUAGUAAAACAUAAUCAUAGAGUUAAUGUGCAGUAUUUGUAAAGGGAUUUUAUGCUGUGUUCAAAGCAUCAAAAUAAUUGUAUAUUGUGAUAAACAAUCUAGUGAGAGGUUUUGCUGUAAAGAACAUGGGUGCAACCUCUACAAUGACGUCGUUAUCGUUCUUCGGAAAAUAGAGAAGUUGCAGGAUUCACCUAUGGCCAAUACAAUGGAAGCAUGUUUUCCUAUCUAAUAUCUGCCUUCCCUCCUUAGAGCACAGUUAACACGCUAUUAACUUUUAGUAGGCUGAAAGUUGAACAGUUAUCAACUCAACUUUUGAAAAGUUAAAAAUAGUUCUUGAGAAGCUAUUUUAAUAAACUUAGUAGGAAGUAUGGAUGAAGAGAGUUUAGAAAUUCUGUGUUCCAAUUGUUAGGGAGCAGAUUAUAACAUGUAAGGAAGCUUUGAGUUACCAAAGAUUUCUCAUGGGUUGGUAACUUGAUUUCAGUGACAGGUUUAUUCCACACAUUCAUUAAUUGUUUUCUGAAGGUUUUACACUUUGAGGGCUAAUGAUUAUGACUCUUGACUAUAUAUUUUUAAAUACGUGUGUUAUUUUUAGUAGACUAGUCUUAACAUUAAUUGCUAAAAGAGGUAUUUCAUUAACUGAAAGCUCACAAUUCAUGGCAGCCAUUACAUGUGUUUUAGCAAAAACAUUAUUAAACACCAUAUGGGCUGGAAAGCCUGUAGGAAUUCACCAGAUGCUUGUAGUUAGCAUUAGUCUUACGUAUGUAAGAAGUGGGUUGUUGUUUUGGUGGUAAUGGUGCUUUUUUGAUCAAGACACUAUAGUAAUAUUAGGAAACACUCAUAAAAUGUACGAAUAUCAGUACUGUGGAAAAGAAGUUGAUGACAUGGAUUUAAAACCUCAUCAGCUUAUAUUUAGUCUAAAGGCUUUAAUGAUGGUACCCCCAGAAAAUGUUUAAUACUUUCAAAUGUUUUCUCCUUUUCUAAAAAAGGUGCUUGUUUUCACUAAAUUAUAUAAUAUGUAUACGUUUUCACUGUGAGCCUAUCUCUUCAGAAAGUAGCACAUUAUUACAGUGCCUUGCUGGUAGUCAAAGUUAUGUACUAGAGAGAGAGAAUGAUAAUUUUAAUGUAUGUAUAGAAUACCUUAUUGGUAUCAUCAUUUCAUACAUUGAGUUGAACCAAGCGUUGGAUUUGAGUCUUAGGUUUGUUAAAUUAUGGAAUAUUAUAUCCAUAAUUACAGUCCCAGUCAUAGCUGAAAAAUUUGCUUUGAAAUUAUUCUCCUUGAACAUUUCAUAAUUUUAUGUGUUUUCCAGGCAACUUGCCAUACUUAACUAAUCUCUGUGCUUCUUUUUUCCUUUACCAUGCUUACAGAAAGCUCAGGUCUACAGGGAGUGGAUUGUGACUCACAGUAGCAGUAGUGAGGAGGAGGAGGAGGAGGAGGAUUAGGCAGAUUCCGAACUGUUAAAAUUCAUAUGUUAUUUGUUGUUUUAUUUGGAAUGUUUCCUUAACAUGUUUUGUAUGACUGCUACCAUAACGGGGUAUGUCCAUUUUUAGGGAGGUAAAUACGCUUUCCUUUUAAAAUGUUUUUUUUUGCACAUCUUCAAAAAGCAAAAUAGUUGUAUUAUUUAAGCACAGAAAAAAAUGUAUUUUACAUCAAAGUAGGGCACACUAUAUAUUAUAGCAUUUGCUUGUGUAUAUUUUGUAGCUUUAUAAUACACAGUUUGUUUUUAAGAUUUAAAAUUAGACAAAUACAUUUUUUUUUAAUGUUCACUAGUUUUAUAUUAUUUUAAAUUAUCUGUUAGCAGAAUGCCUUCUUUUUAAAUAUUCUUUAUGUACAUUUGCUGGGCUGUAAUGUAAUGCCAUUAUAUAAACAAUAAAGAGAACGAAUAGUAAUAGCCAGUCAAUAUUUUAUAUUCAUCUAGCCUUUUUAGAGUAUUUUUGUCAAGUUUAUCUUAAUAAUAAUAAACUUACGUAACGUGAAACAGUGUGACUCUGUUGUUCUAUUCCAGAACCAUACAGGUUGUUGAGCUACUAUUGUGAAAGAUAUUCAUAAUCUGUUAUGGAAGGUUAGAUAGUGAACUAAAUUUACAGUCUGAGAAUGAAAAAAAAUUAUUUCUUUGGUACAGUUUUUAUUGUUUCACUAUAUAAAUAUUUGUGUCUGUAAAACAAUGAACAAAGUUGUUUUUACAGUUAUUGUAUUUCCUUACUAAUUUACAUAUCUAUAUGUACUAUAUCCUAGUUAUAAAAUGUUAUGGAUUAAUUCAAAACAUUAGGAAAAUAUUUAUAGAAAACAUAAUUGUGUAUUUUUUUCUGGCUAAUAUGUGGAAUACAUCUAAAUCUCUGAAAGACUGAUAAGCAGAUUUAUUUACGUUUUGGGGGUGUACUGAAGUGUUUUAAAAUUUUCAGCUUAGAUGAACCUAUCUUGUCCUAUUUCCCCGGCAUAUUAAAUGUUCUAAAAAGCCCCUUUAAAAAAAUGAAUGGCUGUUGGUAGUUAUGAUGUUUAAUUUCUUAUGACUACUGUGCAUUUGAAUCAACAGAAGAACAUUUUCCUUAGCCUAUAUUAAGCACUUUGCUUAAUGAGCUUCUAUUAGAAUGUAGGGAGCCCUGGUGGGGAAGUAGUUAAGCGCUAGGCUGCUAACCGAAAGGUUGGUGCUUAGAACCCACCCAGUGGCUCCACGGAAGAAAAGACCUGGAGAUCUGCUCCAAUGAAGGUUACCAUAUUUUACACAAAUACCACAUGCCUUAUGUGUUUGUUUGCUGGUGCCCUCCUCCCGUGAGGUAUCUUUGUAAGUGCUCUGUACUAGCUUUUUUUUUAAACAGCAACAUGUGGAAGAGGAUUGGCAUGGUGGUGCUUGUGAGGGUGCCAGGGAAGGGGGGGACAGCCAGCAAACAAAUGCAGAAGGCAUGCGUAAUUCACGUAAAAAUAUGGUUUAUAGCCUAGAAAACCCAAUGGUCAGCUCUACUCUGUGUCACGUGGGGGCUCUGUGAGUCGAAAUCAACUGGACAGCACCUAACAACAAGUAUAUAAUUGGCUUAAUUGUUGAACUUUUGGUUUAAUUCAUUCAGCUCAUCUCAGUCUUUUCUAGUUCUUAUAUUUAUCACGUUUUUAUUUCUAUAAAUCAUAAUUCUUUAUGUUCUUUGAAAAUCACUCUUAGAUAUUAAAAUAUUGAGCUUAGAAUAUACAGCUAAAAAGGAACAGUUGUUAAAAAUUUUCUACCUGCCUAGUACUCCUUCAAAUUAAACAGAAAUCGAGGACUUGUGCACUAGGACUAAGACGUACAUUAACGUCCGAGAAUUUAGUCAUUGUUCUUAUCAUAAUAUAUUCUGACCUUUUUGGAAUAAGUAAAAAUAGUAUUAAAAUAGUCACUACUGGUAUCAGAGAGUGAAUUUUUAUCUGUCACGUACCUACUAUUCUCUCACCCAUGACUAAAAUCAAACAAAACUUGUUGCUUCUCCUAGAAGAACGCAGCCUAUCGUGGUACACUGUGUGUGUCUGAGGAAGGCAGACUCUGGAAAUGUCUUCAUUGGCUUCCUACGUUUCAACUCUGCUAGAUGUAAAAAAAAAAAAAAAAGGAAAAUCCUAAAUUGUUGCAAGACAUUUUCAGAGUUCCUAGUAGUUGGUCUGUGAGACUUAAUUCUAUGCUGUGAUCUUAGCCUUCUAUUUCCUAAAAAUUUUAUCUGGAAAAAUUCUGAAUAGUCAACAGUGACUUACCAUUUUAACGAAAAGCUUUCGGAGGUAGGAUGACAUUUAUUUAAAAUCUCCUCAGCAGUAAAAAGAUUUUUUAAAAACAAUGUUCUGGUAACUUGUAAACUUUGCUCUUGUGAUCUCAAGGAUUCAUCAUUCUUCAGUAUUUAGCCCUUAGUAGUGAAAUAUGUUUUUUAACAAUGUUUUCUUUUGUUAUUGUUAUUUCUCUUCUCUUGCCAUAGUGGAAAAACCUUUUCAAGGUUUUUUGACUACAGGUCAUAAUUGUUUUUUCCAGUUUCCUGUCUUUUUUUAAAAAAAAAAAAAAUUUUUUUUUUAUUGCUUUUAUUAGAGAGAAAUUUAAGACUAAAGAUUUUCUCUGCUGCUUUACACCACUGUUUUCUUGAUGGAGAUAUAGGACAUAGACAAAAAUAUGUCCUAUGCCUCAUCAAAUUUAUAGAAAAUGAUAACUGUGUUCAACUUUGGGGUUUAAAUGAGAUGAACAGUUCUUUUUAUUUGUUGCUAGUGACUAUACUUAAUUGAAAUUUUUUAAUGGAAGUAUUAAUCUAAUAAAGUAGUGAGAAAGCUAUGCUUGAGAAUUGAUUACAUAAUACUACACUUUUCUGUACCCUGUAACUUUAUUUAUAUUCCAGAAAUCUGUAAGGUCUUGAUUAUGUGUAGAGAAAUGGAAGGUAGGUUCUCUCUCCGCUUGUUGUGUGCUGUCGAGUCAAUUCUGACUCAAAAUGACCCUACAGGACAAAGUAGAACUGCUCCAUAGGGUUGCCUAGGCUGUAGUCUUUAAGGGGGCAGAUCACCAGGUCUUUUCUCCUGCGGAGGGGCUGGUGAAUUCAAACUGCUGACCUUUCAGCUAUUAGCCAAGCACCUAACCAUUGCACCACCAGGGCUCCUGUCUCUUCCCUUAGGGAUUCUUUAUUUUAUUUGUAUUUGCAUGACACUUGAAUAACACAUUGAAAACUAGCAGGAAGGAAAAUUUUUGAAAAUCUUGAAACAAAGACUUCUAGCACCAUAAAUAAUCUGCAUUUCUAAGAGCCUGUACAUGAAAUUAUUUAUAGGCUUAAAUUGGAUAUAAAUAUAACAAAUGUAAAUCCAGAAUAAUGUUGUUAAAUUUCAAUAUUCGUAAUAGAAAAGGAAGUAAGAAUAAAUUUUAUUUCUGUAUUUAAAAUAGUCAGGUUUUUGUAAAUUUUACUUUUUGAAAUCACUCAAAGCACACAUCACUGAUGCAAUGUACAGUGUUUAAGCUCACGUUAUUAAAAUUUAUAGGUGGAGCCAUUGUAGAUCUAGGACUUCAGUGUCCAGCAUGACAAGUGUGCUACUGUAUCUGCAUCCCAAGAUCACAUAUACUAAAGAAUAAUGACUUACAGUAGCUACGAUAGUAUUUGUCUGAUUUAAGUUCUGUGAUGAGAUUUUGUAUUAAAUUUACUUAUGGUGAUGGAAGGAGAAGCAGGAACAACCAUCUUAAAUGUUAUUGAAUACUUUAUCCACCGCACCUUCAAGCCUCAUUUUGUUUUGUAGUUUCUUGCAAAUGAAUUUAUAAUUCAGAAACAUUAAAGGUUCCAUUACAUCUAAAUAAGUUGCUGUUAAGUGUGCAUACAAACUGUUGACUUAGAUCAAGUUAUAAUUAUGAUGAGUAUGUACAAGGAGUAAUGAUUUCAUUUAUCUUUCUAUACUUGUACCUUUUGGAUAAAUGGAGAUGAAUUAAAACUUUUUGGACUGUUAAUCUUUCAGAGAGUGAAUGGACUAAUGAAAUGCAGUGAGUACAGUCAAUAUUUUACAGUAUAUUAUAAAGUCUUGAGUCAGAGGAAACAAUAGGUCUGUAGGGAGCUAGUUAGGUAAUUUUAAUUUUCUUAUAUAGGGAUUUGUGGUUUGGUUUGUUUUAACGUGAUAGUUUUUCAUGCCUGUAAUUAUCUCUCAGUCAGUAUGAUGAGUUUACUUAGCAACUGUUCCUGUUCCAUAUAAACCAAUGUAUAUAGCCACAGUGUACCUCCAAAUACCAGCUUUCAAACAAAUAUUUAGUAAUGUUAUGAAGUUGGCUUGAAUGUACCCCCUUCAUCACAUACACAUAUUCCUCCGAAUCUAACUUACAGACUCUCAAAAUAUGUGAGCCUUCAAAAUAGUACAGGCCUUAUUCGUGUUUUGUUUUUUAAAUAAUCAGGUUUAGCUUAGUAUAUAUAAAUAGUCAGGUUUAGCUAAGUAUAUAUAAUUUUUCUUAAUGGACAUGCUAUAUUUUUAUUAUAAAUCAUCGUUUAUCAACAGCCUGUUAACUACAGAGGUUUUCUAAGUGUAUGAGAUUUAAAAAUUGGAGUUUCUGUGAAUUAAAAAUUUAGACUCAUACUUCCAUGGGAAAAGCCAAAUCCCUCUCGUGAAUUAGCAUGCUGACAUUGAUUCUCAAUCUACAAUUUUAGUUAUUUAUGGAAGACAUGAUAGUUUUCAAAAAUUAAAGUAGGUUACUUCCUACAUUGUUAAAGUAGAAUCUGUAUAUUAAAUAAACACAGGAAACUACAGAAAAAAAUUAUCCUUUGUCUCCUGCCUUUUUGGUGUAUUUCCUUUUUUAAUUUUUUGUUUACGUGGCUGUGAUCCUAAUAUAUACAUUCCCAUCUUUGAUAUUAUUACACAUUUUCAUAAACAAGAAUAUUAACUGCUAAAUAUUAAAAAUGCAUCCCAUUCAUAGAACAGUCCCUAGUAUAUAGUCCCUAGUAUAAUAUAGUCCUAGUUUUUGGAACAUAAAAAUAGCCAGCACCACCGUUAUUUUUAUAGCUGUUGUAGAAGCCUUUUCUUUUUCAUUGAACAUGCUUCUACCGCUUUUGACUCUACCUUUUAAAAUAUUCUUCCCCUUAAAUUAGUAAAUCUUCUCUUAAACUAUGUGUGUGUAUAUAUGUGUGUGAAUGUGAAUGUGUGAAUAAAUAUAAAUCCCUGUGUCCUUCAUUUUGUAUGACUGUUGACAGUUGGGUUGUCCCAUGGGGCUAGAAUAUUCUUAACCAUUUCAGAUAUCUUUGAAAUUUAUAUAUGUUGUCUUAAAUCCCUUGUAAAAAUAUUUUAAUUGCCAUUAUGUAAGUUGUUGUAGAAGGGAGGCUGUUUUUGUUUGUCGU